UCGAACCUCUUGAUUAACCACUUCUUCGCUCAUCCCCCAUCGUCGCAAUGGCCACCGAACUUUGGUACGUUGCGUCAGCGCGUUUGAAUCCUCCCCCUAGCAACGCCGUGGAGCUUCGGAUUGCAUCGUUGGAAGCUCUCGGCAUCAUCGCAACCGCCUGCACUUGCCUCUUCCCUUGCCUCGUUGUGCGAUCUCGAGAUUUUAAAGCUAACUUGUUUCCUAUAUAGCCCUGUCUAC
Messenger RNA from Trichoderma asperellum CBS 433.97, 237 nucleotides. The record is from RefSeq and is a predicted model, not a curated record. NCBI's taxonomy places the organism in Eukaryota, Fungi, Ascomycota, Sordariomycetes, Hypocreales, Hypocreaceae.